GGUACAGAAGAGAUGGAAGUCAAUGUUGUCAAUGAAAUGGGGAUCAACCAAUUACGUCAGGCAUUCGUAAAAGCCGGCUUCGAGGUCCUUUCGGUCGCACAGGACAGGUACUCGGGAUCUCUGGGACCAAGCACCCCGAAGCAUGCGAGCAAUGAAUGUAGUCGACGACAUUGUCGGCUCGCCGCACAUUGUCUCCAGUAGCACUGCCCAGCCUCUGGAUGCCAUCUACCAUCUCUUCUCGAUCAUCAUUCUGGCCUUUCAGCCCGACGACCUUUUCUUGAACAUUAUCGAUCGUCUCUUCCGUACGACUGACCCCCUUUUCGAUAUCCCAGCUCUUCGUGUACACACGACCAAUCGUUUCUCCGACUUAUUUCACCUUUGCUUCUACACUGUUGCUCGUCUCUUCAAUUUCGUCGGCCUGAUUACCGUCCCUGACCCAGCUUCAAACGAUGACUGCUCGAGCACUUAAACGGCGCCUUUGGCUGGAGCGUUGCCAGCGCGCACAGUUCUACGUCUGGGAGCCAUAUCGAUGUCGUAGUCUACUGUGUCGGGAAUACUGAGAUCUCAAGCCCGUCAUCGUGUGAGAAGACUGAGCGUACAACGGGGAAAUGAGAGCAGGAGUAACGCACAGAGCUGCAAUGAACGGGAAUGUCCCUACUAUUCUGUACCGCUCGAUCUUGGACUGCAUGUAUUCCUGGAGACUCUCGCAGUUGGUGCGGACGCGCUACGUUGAUGCAACAGGCGAUGUGAGAGGAGGACCGGAACCGGAACCAAGAGCGACAACCUGAGGCUGGUGCACGUCGGCUUGGCAGCGGUUUGCACUUUCUCCUUCCUUCCCUUCACUCCGAUGUCUUCUCUGGCAACAUUUGACGACGAAUGGAAUAUAUCAGCUACACUUCCAGGAUCUUCGCGAAGGUCGUGAGGGACAGUUUGACGCCACCUGAGCCACCCUUCGGCCAGGAACCCACUGGACUGUACGUACAAUGGAGUACUGGCCGAUGAUAACAAAUCUUGCCC
This is a messenger RNA of Pseudocercospora fijiensis CIRAD86, 1017 nucleotides long. RefSeq lists its product as uncharacterized. Lineage: Eukaryota; Fungi; Ascomycota; Dothideomycetes; Mycosphaerellales; Mycosphaerellaceae. The transcript has a single exon. Bases 143 to 469 code for a protein of 108 amino acids. The record is from RefSeq and is a predicted model, not a curated record.